Drosophila kikkawai is the source of this 1623-nucleotide messenger RNA. It is a transcript of the gene FarO, whose product is annotated as Fatty acyl-CoA reductase in oenocytes. NCBI's taxonomy places the organism in Eukaryota, Metazoa, Arthropoda, Insecta, Diptera, Drosophilidae. Gene Ontology annotation, biological process: long-chain fatty-acyl-CoA metabolic process. Gene Ontology annotation, cellular component: peroxisome. Gene Ontology annotation, molecular function: alcohol-forming very long-chain fatty acyl-CoA reductase (NADP+) activity. The record is from RefSeq and is a predicted model, not a curated record.
UCUAGGGGGCCAGUGCUGUGCCGGCUCUCAUGGAACAUGGAGGCUUUCUACGAGGACAGCGAGAUAUUCGUGACCGGCGGCUCGGGUGUGGUGGGCAAGGCUUUGAUUGAGAAGCUGCUCCGUUCCCUCAAUGUCCGACGCAUCUACAUCCUGCUGCGUCCGCGGCGACAGCUUACGGCGGCGCAGAGACUCCUGCGGCUGCGCCAGGCCACCAUCUUCCAUGUGCUGGCCAAGGAGAAGCCCGAAGCUUUGGAUAAGCUGGUGGCCGUGCCGGGGGAUGUCUCCCUGCCGGGCUUGGGCAUCGAGCCCGAGAUGAUUGAGCUUAUGAAGAACGUCUCCUUGGUGUUCCACUGUGCAGCCACCGUGCGGUUUGAUGAGCCUUUACGGGUGGCCUUGCGGCUGAAUGUGGGCGGCACUUUGGAGGCCAUGAAGUUCGCUGAGGGUUUGCCCCGUCUAAGGAUCUUUGUGCAUGUAUCCACGUUCUACAGCAAUCCGUACUUGAAGCGGGUGGAGCCCAAGUACUACUCCUCGCCCAUGGACUGGCGGCUGUGCCUGCGGCUGCUGGACGAGGUGCCAGACGAUAAAAUGCUCAAUGCUUUGACGCGCAAGUUGAUUGUGGGCUUUCCCAAUACGUACACCUUCACCAAGAACCUGGCCGAGUCCCUGGUGAAUGACUACCGGCAUCGCUUGCCGCUGAUUGUUUACCGUCCCUCUAUAGUUCUCUUCGCCUUGGAUGAUCCUUCGCCCGGCUUCUCGCCCUCGCUGAUGGGUGCCAUGGGUCUCUUUGCCAUGGUGGGCGCUGGAGUCCUGAAAUCUGUCUAUCUGGGCAGAGAUGUCCGGCUGGAUAUAACGCCCCAGGACUUGGCCAUCAAAAGUAUACUGUGCUAUGCCAGGCACGGCUACCUGCUCUACCAGCAGGGUCCUCCCAAAGAGCUGCCGGUGUAUUUAUCCUCAUCCUGUGGCUACAUCCCUCACACCUUCACCCAGAUGGCCCAGCAAAUGGAUGACCUAAAUCUGUGGAUGGAUGUACCCUUCGGGCUGAACCUGAUGAUACCGGGCUGCCACUACACGGACAAGCGUUGGGUCUACCAGUUGCUUAUCUUCACCAAGCAGAUUGUGCCCGCUCUCAUCAUUGAUUUGCUUCUGAGGAUCUUUGGAAAGAAGCCACAGCUAAUGGGUGUGGUACGGAAGGCCUAUCAGACGCUGGAGGUGAUGCAGCCCUUCAUGUUCAACAAUUACGAUAGCCCGGGGGUCACGGACAAGGAGAAGCUGAUCAGAGAGAAUGAGGGCACCGCCUUCAACAUAGAUGCCUUCAACGAACCGGAUAUUCAUGCCCAAGUAAUCAGCACCAGCAGGACCAUGUUGUACAGCAUCCGUGCCGACCUGUUGCACGAGGACCCCAAAACCAUAAAACGCUCGAGAAUCAUCUUGAGGACCAAGGUGAUUCUCUACCAGGUCUUCCGGCUCUUUCUUAUGUACAAGCUCAUCCGCUGGCUCUGGAGAAGCUACCUGGGGCAGUUCUUCUAGAUCUAAAACUAUUCUCCCUUUUUUUGCGUUAGUUUUAAUGCCAAUUAAAACCUCAAAAGAUCUUUAGUAAAGCUCUUCCCAGGAUCCCAAAUAAUA